Molecule: messenger RNA, 937 nt
Organism: Hipposideros armiger (great roundleaf bat)
Lineage: Eukaryota; Metazoa; Chordata; Mammalia; Chiroptera; Hipposideridae
Gene: TRMT112
Product: tRNA methyltransferase activator subunit 11-2
Exons: 4
Coding region: 399-776 (125 amino acids)
Biological process (GO): tRNA methylation; rRNA (guanine-N7)-methylation; peptidyl-glutamine methylation
Molecular function (GO): protein heterodimerization activity
Source: RefSeq, a predicted model, not a curated record
UUCCUUAACUGAAAGCGAGGGGUGGGAGACGACGGUGUGAGGCGCCUGUGUAGGAGUAAAACAUAUUUUGCAUUCAACGAAGGCCCCUGCAUUGCGGCUAUCUUACAUAUGACUUGCAUUGUACAUGCUUUGUAGCGAGUGGAGGUUUGGCUCAGUCAAAACCACUGGGCCUGGGCCGUAGCAGCAUUCUACACGAAUGCUUCCGUUGGCUACGCAGGACCCAACCAGCCCUUGGCGCGGUAGCUUGGCCCAGGCGCGCACCAAAAGUUCCAGCAAGUUCGCUGUUUCCGCUCCUCCCAGUCGUCCAAUAGGAUAGAGAGCGGAGCGGCCCCGGAAGUGACGCACCGGAGUGGCGGCCCUUUUCCGGUUCCGGUCUGGCGAGAGAGCGUUGUAGCGACAUGAAGCUGCUUACCCAUAACCUGCUGAGCUCGCAUGUGCGAGGGGUGGGACCCCGUGGUUUCCCCCUGCGCCUCCAGGCCACCGAGGUCCGCAUCAAUAAUGUGGAGUUCAACCCGGACUUCGUGGCGCGUAUGAUACCCAAGGUUGAGUGGGAGGUGCUUCUGGAAGCGGCUGAUCACUUGCAUCUGAUCGAGGUGCCCAAAGGGCCGAUUCAGGGGUAUGAGCAAGAUGAGACAUUUCUGAGGAAGAUGCACCAUGUGCUGCUGGAGGUGGAAGUGUUGGAGGGCACCCUGCAGUGCCCAGAGUCUGGACGUAUGUUCCCCAUCAGCCGCGGGAUCCCCAACAUGCUGCUGAGUUCAGAGGAAACUGAGACUUAAUGGAGCCAGGCACCGGUUUUUCAUUCUGUGACGGUGUGUAGUUUUGUGUAUAUCCUGUUUGUUUUGUGACAUGUAUCCCCCGUUCUUGACCCAGUGACACACCACACACAUUGUUCUUGAGCUCGAUAUAUUUUUUUCUCAUUAAAGGUUCAAAACCAAAA